Messenger RNA from Hevea brasiliensis (rubber tree), 2233 nucleotides. Its product is annotated as thylakoidal processing peptidase 1, chloroplastic. Gene Ontology annotation, cellular component: chloroplast thylakoid membrane. The transcript has 6 exons. Gene Ontology annotation, biological process: thylakoid membrane organization. Gene Ontology annotation, molecular function: serine-type endopeptidase activity. Lineage: Eukaryota; Viridiplantae; Streptophyta; Magnoliopsida; Malpighiales; Euphorbiaceae. The coding region runs from base 422 to 1555 and encodes 377 amino acids. The record is from RefSeq and is a predicted model, not a curated record.
GUGGAUAUGUGGCCCAGGCAAUUCCGUAAAUACGGGAAGAAACAAGUCUACUUCGCUAGCCUGCUACGCCGUCUUGUGUUUUAAACCCAAAGCUCUCUCGAUUCUCAGCGUUUUCCUCUUUGUAAAUCUUCGCGUCGUCACCUGAGCCGAUUCGUUCUCUCUCCUCAAGAGACUCGGAAAAGCUCGGAAUCUCCCUCCCAUAACCAAAUCCCUAAUUCAUUCUUUGUCAAGAAUCACAAUUGCGACCAAUUUUGACUCUUUAAUCUAGUUCAGAGUUUCAAUUCCACCGUCCAGUCUCCGAUUCACUGAUUUCUUCAGUAGAAAUGUCGUUUAUUUGCUUCUAGGGCUUCCUAGAUCUUCUUUCUCACUUUCCGAAGCAACUAUUUACCAGAUAGUUUUCAAGCUUAUCAGAAUUGCUGAUAUGGCUAUUCGUGUUACCUUCUCCUACUCUGGUUAUGUCGCCCAUAACAUUGCUACCUGCGCCGGCAUCCGGGUUGGAAAUUGCCGCCCCCUCCGCGAGUGUUGGGUUCGUUCACGCAUAUUCGGUUCUCCUCCCGUGCAAAACGCGGAUCUCGAACCUCCUGCACCGCGGACGCGCGACUUCCGAUCAGGAUACCGGCGCCCAAUCCAGAAGCCGAAUUCCUGGGUAAAGUGUUCGGUUUCGAUGUACAGUACUUUCGCCGGAGAGAUAUUUGGAGAAAACUCUAAGAGUCCGAUUGCGGUCGGAUUGAUCUCGCUGAUGAAGUCAACGGUUGGGAUUUCAGCUUCUUCCGCCGUUUCGGGAAUUUCGCCAAUUAAAGCCGACUCGAUCCUUCCCUUUUUGCAGGGUUCCAGGUGGCUUCCUUGCAAUGAGCCGGCUCCUGGGCCGAAGAGUAGCGACGUGGAUAAAGGAGGGACGGUACGGUAUGUAAUGAAUGAGAGUAAUAGUACUGUGACGUUGGAGAUUAACGGGAAGGAGUUUGGCAAGGGCGGAAGCUGGUUAUCGAAAGUGUUCAGUUUUUGCUCGGAGGAUGCCAAGGCCAUUUUUACGGCUGCCACUGUCAGUUUGUUGUUCCGGUCGGCUUUGGCGGAGCCCAGAUCUAUUCCUUCAACUUCUAUGUACCCUACUCUGGACGUGGGUGACCGCAUUCUUGCGGAGAAGGUUUCAUACAUUUUCAGGAAGCCAGAAGCUUCAGAUAUAGUGAUAUUUAAGGCACCCCCAAUCUUGCAGGAGUUUGGUUAUGGUUCUGGUGAUGUAUUUAUAAAGAGAAUUGUUGCUACUGCCGGAGAAAUUGUUGAAGUUCGUGAGGGCAAGUUAUAUGUGAAUGGAGCUGUUCAAGAUGAGGAUUUCAUUCUAGAGCCACUUGCUUAUGAGAUGGAACCAGUGCUUGUACCAGAAGGUUAUGUCUUUGUGAUGGGAGACAAUCGCAAUAACAGUUUUGAUUCCCACAACUGGGGUCCACUUCCUGUCAAGAACAUUGUUGGUAGGUCGGUGUUUCGCUAUUGGCCUCCCUCCAAAGUAUCCAACACCAUAUAUGAUCCUAAUGCUGAAAAGAGCACUGCUGCAAUAUCUUGAUGCAAUUGCCCUCUGCUUGCAGAGGGAGGAUGGCGGAUAAUUUAUUCAUUCUGAUGGUGAUUUGAUAAAGGAUUUUGCAAUAUGUAUCUCUUUACUGAAAUCAUCUUUUCAAAAUCUUGCAAACAAAAAUUGGAAGCAAAAAAAAAAAAAAGAACAAACAGGACAUUUCUAGUUCUUUAUCAUCUUGUAUUCUUUAUUUGUGUUAAGAAGUUGAGAUGGGCCUACAGGCUGUAGAUUUGAGGUAUGGAGAUCUACAGGCUGAGCGCUUCUAGUGCAUUAUCUGGAUGGUUGUUUUGUACUGGCCACCUUUAUACUUGUACGGUCGUUGUUGCCAUGGUUGAAGCCUGAAGGGGGGUUGAGGAAGCUUGUGACAGCAGUUUCAGUUGGUGUGGUGUUCGUCAGUGCUUCACAGCUUGAUACCACUGGUCGGGCAGAAGGGGAGAUUAAUCCUUAUUUUAGGUCAUACAGGUGGCCGAGGGAUAUGAAUAUAUGGCCUCCCAUCUCAGUAUCUCCAGGAGCUUGUGCCUGAUUUCUAGAUUCCUAGUCAUGUGGAAUUUGUUUUGUUCAAUAAAUAAGAUCAAAUUUUAUCUUGGAUUAUUGCUGUAACUUUUUAAUUGAAUUCUUGAACUUGCACUUUGCGACUGUUGUUGUCAAUAAAUUGAUGCUGGUCUCAAUGAA